Messenger RNA from Ricinus communis (castor bean), 706 nucleotides. RefSeq lists its product as uncharacterized. The transcript has 3 exons. Lineage: Eukaryota; Viridiplantae; Streptophyta; Magnoliopsida; Malpighiales; Euphorbiaceae. The coding region runs from base 140 to 427 and encodes 95 amino acids. The record is from RefSeq and is a predicted model, not a curated record.
ACCGAUCACAUUGCCCGAGUCCCACAUACUACAACGAUGUCGUUUAACUUUGCAGCUGGAUUGUAGGGUUUAAGCGACGUUUUUGUCAAGCUCUUCAGUCUUUCACUAUAUUUCUCUUCCUUAUACUCCACAUAGAAAAAUGGCAUCGUUUGGCAGAUUAGCAGUAACAGCGGGUUCAAGGUCCAUGGCGGCUGGGUCAAGAACUCUAACGCAAAACUGUCUACACGCAAAAUCUAUUUCUUCUGCUUUCUCUUCCCCAUCAACACGAACCAUCGCCAGCGCUUCAAGAGUUGUAUCGGUUUUAGGAAGCAUGGUGUCCUUGAUGCCAUUACACACUGCUAUUGCAAAUUCUCGGCUAAAAUCCAGCAUUGCUGUUGAUUCCUCCUGCUGGAGCUGGCUUUCUCAAGAUUCUGCAGUUCCUCGGUGACAAAGAUUUCCAUCAUUUCAAACAAAAUUGCUUGCUUUCGAGCAGUUUUUAUUUCUCUUCUGUUAGUUCUUCCACCUCUUUGCCAUUUCAUUGCUGCUAUUUGCUCGGCAUAAGUCAUCUUCUCGCUCGGAUCAUGUGUUAGUAUAGAUAGAGGACACCGUAUCCUUCUUAUUCCUCAAGGGAGAAAAACUUUACUCGAAAUUCGUAUCAACUUGUGCACUCUCUAUGAUUGUUUCUUUGACUCAUUCUCUAUUCUCUGAAGUUAAGAAGUUUGAUUCA